Mytilus trossulus (common blue mussel) is the source of this 1068-nucleotide messenger RNA. RefSeq lists its product as uncharacterized. Bases 4 to 969 code for a protein of 321 amino acids. The transcript is spliced from 4 exons. The record is from RefSeq and is a predicted model, not a curated record. Lineage: Eukaryota; Metazoa; Mollusca; Bivalvia; Mytilida; Mytilidae.
GGUAUGUUACUGGCAACAGUUUGGUUUCACGUUUUGUGGUUUUUAACAGAACCAGAUUAUGUAUUUUGUGAAUAUUGUAACGUAGCUGAUAGACGACAAACGUCACAUUCUUCAUCCUACAAUACUAAUGGCUUUCCGAACGGUAACUCAUGUAACGCUGUAGAUGGAAAACCUAGUCAGGUUUAUGAUGAUGGAACAUGUGUGCAUACCGCCCUGGAAACAGAUCCCUGGUGGCGAGUAGAUUUAGGAAAUACAUAUACAGUGGAUCACAUCAACAUAUCUGUACGGUCAGAUAAUCCUGGAUAUAAACAUUAUAAAAAAUUCAGCAAUGUUUCGAUAACAGUUGAUGAUAAUUAUUGUGCCGAUUAUUCCGGACCACCUGAAUUUUCAACUAUACACAAACCAAUCACACUCACUUGCGCAUCUGGUGCAAUUGGACGUCAUUUGAAAAUGAUACGACAGGUGCCCAACGAUAAUUUUCAAUUCUGUGAAGUAAAAGUGUUUGCUAUUCUUCCAUCUUGUGGUGACCCUCUUGAAGAUUGGAUGUGUGGCAGUUUAUGCUAUAAUGCAUCAGCGAAAACUAAUACUUGUCCUGAAACUACUGCCACAGUAAAUUCUGGUAACACUGGAACCGCUGGUAGUGGUGAUUGUAUGUGCCCAUGUUCAAGUAUUGGAACAUCAGUUUUAAUGAACGUUACAAAAGACGAGUUGUUGGAACAGCUUUUAAAAAUUAUAGACGAUAUUAAAAUUGAUCCAGAUCAAACGUCUUUAGCGAAAAGUAAAUUUACAUGCGCUGAAGAUAACAGACCUUCUGCACAAGCGAUCGGUUCUAUGGGUGUUAUUGCAUUAAUUGGUGUUGUAACCAUCAUAGUUCUAAUGGAUUUAGAUAGGUAUAUACGGGGUAUAAAACAGGUAAAGAAACUUUUCGUGAAAUUGCGAAAAAUGGCAUUCGGUAAGAAGAAAAACUAAAGUAAAAAAUCAUAGUUUUUAGAGACGAUUGAUUUGAUUUUCCACUUGACGAUGAUUUGUUACAUGUUUUUCAUUAAUGAAUAAAUCAGACAUAUCUUC